AAACAGUAGCCGAAGCUGAUAAAAACCCGUGAUCAGGUAGAAAGAAUUUACGUAUGACAAAGAAAAAGAGAAGAGGGUUGACAUGAAAAUAAGUCAUGGAUGAGGAAAUCAAUCAACUGAUUGAAUAUGACUCUGUUUCAAUGAGCACAACCUUGAUUGAGCAGGCUGAGGCCAUACAGGGGCUGUCUCAGACCGAGAUGCUGACUGCGGCCAGGUUAUCAGGGUUCCACACUGAGGAGGAUUCUGAUGGAGAGGGUUACACUGUAGACGACAUACAGGGGGUCCUGGAGAAUAAUGAAUACACAGAUGCCAUAUCUGUUCAGAGAGAAGAAUUGAAACCAGACAGCUUACCACCUGAAGGAGACCAGUCCUCUCAGUACUGUGAUGCAUGGAGUGCCAAACCAAGUGAUGCAAAAAAUUCCAAUCCUUCUACUUAUACAGCAGACAAUAGUUUGAUUCAACCAGGCAGUGACAUAGCCAUUACCUUAACACAACCACACUCCUCCCCUUCUGUGAUUCCAGAAUUAAAACCAGCCCCGGGGGAUUCUCUCCCCCCUCCCCUUAUCCCCCUACCCCUCAGUAAUGACGACAGUGAUGCUUCAGACAAAUCAUCAAAGAGCGGGUCCCCUGGUCAUGUGUUAAAAAUAGUGGAAUCCUGGGAGGGGAAUAUAGAUGAAUACAACUUAGUGGGACGGGACUCAAGAUCACCUCACUCUGGAUCAGCUGACACAAUCGAGUCCCCGAGGUCAGAUUCCUCGGGGGAUGUCUCCUCCCCCAGGUCAGGAACUCAGGGGCUUUCCUCGUCCCAGGAGAAGAAUCCGUGGAAACCCUCAGCCUACAAGACAGCUCCUCAACCUCUGCCAGGCAUGGUCAAACCCAGUAUAUAUUCCCUGGCUAGGAAUAGUAACCUGGAUCCUAACUUUGUCUCUGAACAAAUCCCAGAAGAGAAUCUAUAUGAAUGUGUCGCCCCUGUAGCAGAGACAGUGGUGAAGAAACCUUCUCCCUAUGAUCCACCAUGGUCAGACGACUACACUGACCCGACAGAGUCGAUAAAGGGAGGUAGUAAACCACCCAACAUGGAAAAUGGGAAAGAAUCAGACAGCAGCCAUAUUGACCCCACUACAGGUGAGUCUCUGUAUGACACACCUGAGAACUUCAGUGGAAGUUACGACCACCUCAACCUGUUCAAAGCUCGGAGACAGAAACCCAUAACAGAGGACCAGUAUGGCAUCCACAGUGGGAAAAGUCUACAGGCAUCCACAGAGCAGGGGAGAAUGUACAAAAAGAAACACACCAGGAAAGCAGAUACAAAAAAGAAAACUGUUAGAAUAUCACAGAAUCCUCCAAAAACAUAUGAAGUAGAAAAGCAUCCUGAAUUCCAGGGGUCAGGAAAAUAUGAUGAAGUUGCUGAUGAGAGUAGUGAGGAGUUCUACGAGCCCGUGGGUCGACAGUCCAGUCCCAGUGACCCCCGGUCCUCGACCAUUAACAGCGCGUUAUCCUGGGGGUCAGAUUUCAGCAGGGAGAGCUCUGAGGAGGAAGAAAAUGGGACAUUGGAGUACCCCGAUAAACCACUUCCCCCACUUCCUGACCCCUCCAAGUUACGACGAGCUUCACCCGAGGAGGAGUGUCCAGUCAAACCUGUCAACAUAAACCUAGAGAAACACCCACCGCCUUGUCUCCCACCCUCCCCAGAGGAGCUGACAAAGGAACAGGAGAAGAAAGCUCACGUGGUGAGGAACAUUAUAGACAGCGAGAAAUCCUACAUGGAUUCACUCAGUAGAAUUGUCAAUGACUACAAGAGUGAUAUCCUGUUCAAAUAUAACCUGGACAAAGAGUGUGUUCGAGUGGUUUUCUCAAAAGCCCAGGAAAUUCUCCAUCACCAUAUGAUGUUCCAGAUAGAGUUGGCAGAAAGUGUAUCUAAAUGGUACACGGAGGAGAAAAUUGGGGGAAUAUUCACAGCUUCAUUUUCUAGAGACAUGGUUGUGAAUGUGUACAGUGAAUAUGUGAAUAACUUUGCUAUGACUAUGGAGGAAAUUAAGGCAGCUCAAGUAUCUAAGCCAGGCUUAGAAGAAUUCCUUAAUAACAUGUCAAAGAGAAGUGUGGACCGCUUAAACCUGUUUGGUCUGAUGGUAAAACCAAUCCAAAGGUUCCCUCAGUUCAUCAUGCUCAUUAAGGAUUUGUUGAAGUAUACCCCACACCACCAUCAUGACCGGUCCUCUCUCCAGACAGCUCUGACAGAUCUGGAGAAUGUCACACACAUCCUUAAUGAGCGGAAGCGGGAGUCUGAGGAACUCUUCCAGGCCAAAAAACUACAAAAGGUCCUUAACUUUAAGGUUCCUGGAGAGAAACAGCCGCGUCUUGUCAGACAAGAUGACAUGGAGGAAAUGAGCCAAGACAGAAGUGUUGCCACUAAGGUCAGGAAGCUCUACCUACUGGAUGACUGCAUUAUCUGCUGCUCUGUUCAGGGGAAUAAUCAGAAAGUGAAGUGGAUGAAACCUAUACAUGAAUUGGAAUUAAAGGAUACUGCUAUCACUCCUGACAUGCAAAGUAUUUUGAGAGUCAACUCCAACAAAUUCAGUAUUCAGACACCUGUUGUAGAGUGUAAAGAGGAUGACCUUUUUAACCUUCACAGUGACAUCAGUGAUAUGAUGCAUGAUGUGACCGUCCUUGGACAAAUCAGCACAUUGGUCAACUCUCUCAAACUUUCCUACGAGUGUAUAACAGAGGAGAAAAUUCAAGAAGCCAAGGCAGAUCUACAGUUAAAAAUCCAGGCCAAAGACCAACAACUCCAGGUCCUCAAUAGUUCUACUAUCACCCUACAGGACGCCAAGUAUGGUGGGAAAGAGUAUAGGAGUAUUUUCCAAACCACUUCACCAGAAAUAAAACAGGAAUGGAGCAUUGACUUUAUCAUGACAAAACUUACUAAAGACCCACUGAACAAUCCCAGCUGGUUCAUGUCAGGUGUAUCUGGGAAACCAAAAUCUAUUCACCAACCAGCCAUGUAUGUCAAGCACAUGUCUGUAGACCUGCCCAAACACUUCACCAAGGUAAAGUGUGCUGUCCCUGUAUACCUGUCUGAUGGGGGAGGUAACUCUGACAACAGUUUGCAGCACCUUUGGGUUGUCACAACGUCAGAAACUCGGGCGCAGGUCUCCCUGGUGUCGGUCCAGACAACUAGACUCGCUCUUAUUGAGUCCUUCAAAGCAGCAGACACAGAGAUUGUUACCGUGGAAACAGUCCCAGCCAUCUCACUGACAGAACAAGAUGAACCCUUUGUAGAGGACACAAUUUGGAUGUCCACUGAAAAAUGCGAGAUACUGGUAUACAGUCUGUUGGAUGAGAAUGGAGUUAGAAAUUUUACCACUGGUGGACGAAAACCUCGCAGUAAAUUCUACUGUCAUGGCAUUGCCGUGGCAAUGAAAUACGCAGAUGACAGAGUGUUUGUUGGACUCAGGGACGGAAAACUAAUUAUUUAUGACAGAGACGAUACAACUGGGAAGUGGAAAGUGGAAGCCCCCAGUAUAGUAGAGAUAGGAUGUGACAUGCCCAUCUCCUGUAUCAUAGCUAUAGAGGAUGAAAUAUGGGUGGCAUGUAGCGACACAAUUUACAUCAUCCCGGUGGACGAAAAUCAAUUCAAGAACAGAAAACAAUUUUUACAAUGGGACCAGCUGGUGUGUGAUGGGGGCGCUGUGAUAUCAGAAAUGGUCAGAUCAGGUUGUGGCCUGUGGAUGUCCUUCAAGGACAAAUCUUAUGUCCGACUUUAUCACAUCGAGACCAAGGAGAACCUUCAGGAAAUUAAUAUAGGGUCCACUGUGGACAGAAUGAUGUCAGAGAGCAAAUACAGUUCUGAGGAGAAAAUUCCCAAGACUACAACUGUGACCAGUCUGAUGGCAAGCCGGGGGUUACUGUGGGUGGGGACAAGCCUCGGUAUUGUAUGUUCCCUCCCCUUACCACGGCUACGUGAUGGGGUACCUCUGAUAAAAGGCCGACCAGAUAUAUCACUUCAUUCUCACAAUGGACCAGUGCAGUUCCUUAUUCCCAUUUACUGCGGGACUGUAAACCUGUGGCAGAGAGCCCAGGGUCUACAGUCCACAGAAUCUCUGGCGUGGAGAGAGAACGCCACGAGUGUGAGGAGACGCAAAGGAAGCAGGGAUUCUGUUGAUGAAGACAUUCCAAAACAAGACAAAGAAGAUGAACAAGAGAUACCUGAGGGCAAAGCAAAUGGACCCCAGGUCACCAAAAUUGAAAAUAAUUUUGACAUUGGAAGCAAUGGUCUCGAUAGGCGAAAAUCAAAGUCAGCUGAAGACUUAGUUUCAAGAUCCCCUGUGGCAGAUUUUUUAAAAUCGGAAAACAUUCAGAGCAGAGCUUUGACACUAAGAACGGAAUUAAUGCAGAAGUUGGCCAAAAGAAACCUUGCUACCCCAGAUACCAGCUCUCAGGGGGAUGAAAACGAAAUUAGAAUGUACUAUGGCGAUUUAAUGUCAAAUGAGGAUUAUAGAAAAGAACAAGCACCAUUAAAACGUGACAUUUCACCACAAGGAAAUCCCAAACUACGUAAAGAUGAAAAAUCAGAGACCGGUAAACCAGUAAAUCUAAAGAAAAGAGUCUCAGAAAACUUUAAAAACUUCAAAAGAAGUAUUACUCAGAGGCCAUCUUUUCGAGCUCACGGUAGCGAGCGUGCGAGUGCGGUGUACGAGACGCUGAGGAGGAGGAACUGUAACGCGGUGGUGGUGGUGAGCGGUGGCGACGGCUACAUAGAUUGGAGGACUGCCACCCAGACACACAAAAUACACAGCACCGAGGCUUCCAUGAUGUUGUGGAUUUACAAGUUCUGAGAAAUCGACCAUUGUGUGCUAGUCUACUGGAGCCAGAUUUUCAUUUUCAGCGCUGAAUGAUAUAUUUUGUUUCACUUCAAGUAUUUAAUGGGAGAUUAAUG
Saccostrea cuccullata (small rock oyster) is the source of this 4936-nucleotide messenger RNA. Its product is annotated as rho guanine nucleotide exchange factor 10-like. Gene Ontology annotation, molecular function: guanyl-nucleotide exchange factor activity. The record is from RefSeq and is a predicted model, not a curated record. Gene Ontology annotation, biological process: actin cytoskeleton organization; positive regulation of stress fiber assembly. NCBI's taxonomy places the organism in Eukaryota, Metazoa, Mollusca, Bivalvia, Ostreida, Ostreidae. The transcript has 26 exons. Bases 96 to 4835 code for a protein of 1579 amino acids.